AGGGGCGCUCAGUACGCCUGUGCGCGGGCGGAGGUGGUGGUGGUGGCCCUCUGCAGGGGCUCGGCUUUUCUCCGCGCGGCGAGCGCUGCCAUGGCUCAGCCGGGGAAGCUGCCCAAGGAGCAGAAGUACGACCGGCAGCUGAGACUGUGGGGUGAUCAUGGGCAAGAGGCUUUAGAAUCUGCUCAUGUUUGCCUAAUAAAUGCAACAGCCACAGGAACUGAAAUUCUUAAAAACUUGGUACUACCAGGUGUUGGUUCAUUUACAAUUAUUGAUGGAAAUCAGGUCAGCGGAGAAGAUGCUGGAAACAAUUUUUUCCUCCAAAGAAGCAGUAUCGGAAAGAACCGAGCUCAAGCUGCCAUGGAAUUCUUACAAGAAUUAAAUACUGAUGUCUCUGGAGGUUUUGUGGAAGAGAGUCCAGAAAACCUUCUAGACAAUGAUCCUUCAUUUUUCUGUAGGUUUACCAUUGUGGUUGCAACUCAACUCCCUGAAAGUACAUUACUACGUUUAGCAGAUAUCCUCUGGAAUUCUCAAAUCCCUCUUUUGGUCUGUAGGACAUAUGGACUAGUUGGUUAUAUGAGGAUCAUAAUAAAAGAACAUCCAGUAAUAGAAUCUCACCCGGAUAAUGCACUAGAGGAUCUUCGACUGGAUAAACCAUUUCCUGAGUUGAGAGAACACUUUCAGUCUUAUGAUUUGGAUAAUAUGGACAAAAAGGAUCACAGCCACACUCCAUGGAUUGUGAUCAUCGCUAAAUAUUUAGCACGGUGGUAUAGUGAGGGCAGAAAAAACCCGUUGCUGUCAAGUGGACUCCAACUCAUAGUGACCCUACAGAACAGGACAAAUGGACGAAUACCUAAAACAUACAAAGAAAAAGAGGACUUCAGGGAUUUGAUUAGACAAGGAAUUCUAAAAAAUGAAAAUGGGGCCCCAGAAGAUGAAGAGAAUUUUGAGGAAGCUAUUAAAAAUGUGAACACAGCACUAAAUACAACUCAGAUUCCAAGCAGUAUUGAAGAUAUAUUUAAUGAUGAUCGCUGCGUAAAUAUCACCAAACAGACACCAUCGUUUUGGAUUUUAGCUCGUGCUUUAAAGGAAUUUGUGGCCAAGGAGGGCCAAGGAAAUUUACCUGUUCGAGGCACAAUUCCUGAUAUGAUUGCAGAUUCAGGCAAAUAUAUAAAACUGCAAAAUGUUUACCGUGAAAAAGCAAAGAGAGAUGCUGCUGCUGUGGGUAAUCACGUUGCCAAACUGCUGCAGUCCAUAGGCCAGGCACCAGAGUCCAUUUCAGAGAAAGAAUUAAAGUUACUCUGCAGUAAUUCUGCAUUUCUUCGAGUGGUAAGAUGUCGCUCCUUAGCUGAAGAAUAUGGUUUGGAUACACUUAACAAGGAUGAAAUUAUUUCCAGCAUGGACAAUCCAGAUAGCGAGAUAGUAUUGUACUUAAUGUUACGGGCUGUUGAUAGAUUUCAUAAGCAACAUGGUAGAUAUCCAGGGGUAUCUAACUAUCAAGUUGAAGAAGAUAUAGGAAAGUUGAAGUCUUGUCUCACUGGGUUCCUUCAGGAAUAUGGAUUAUCUGUAAUAGUGAAAGAUGACUAUGUUCAUGAAUUUUGCCGAUACGGAGCUGCUGAGCCACAUACCAUUGCUGCAUUCUUGGGGGGAGCUGCUGCUCAAGAGGUUAUCAAAAUAAUCACCAAACAAUUUGUAAUUUUUAAUAACACUUACAUUUAUAGUGGUAUGUCACAAACGUCAGCAACUUUCCAGUUGUAGAAUAAGCACCCUAUGUAGCGUGUUAACAAUUGAAAUUGUAAUUGCUUUUAGGCUGUCUUCUAGUCUGUAAAAUUCUAAGGGAGAGCUGUUAAAUUGUUUUGUUAAUAAACAUUUUUCUCAUUUGUAA
This is a messenger RNA of Loxodonta africana (African savanna elephant), 1882 nucleotides long. RefSeq names its product NEDD8 activating enzyme E1 subunit 1 (gene NAE1). The record is from RefSeq and is a predicted model, not a curated record. The transcript is spliced from 21 exons. Gene Ontology annotation, biological process: protein neddylation. Gene Ontology annotation, molecular function: NEDD8 activating enzyme activity. Gene Ontology annotation, cellular component: cytoplasm. Lineage: Eukaryota; Metazoa; Chordata; Mammalia; Proboscidea; Elephantidae. Bases 91 to 1755 code for a protein of 554 amino acids.